Tremella mesenterica DSM 1558 is the source of this 2568-nucleotide messenger RNA. RefSeq lists its product as uncharacterized. Gene Ontology annotation, cellular component: endosome. NCBI's taxonomy places the organism in Eukaryota, Fungi, Basidiomycota, Tremellomycetes, Tremellales, Tremellaceae. The transcript is spliced from 13 exons. Bases 1 to 2568 code for a protein of 855 amino acids. Gene Ontology annotation, molecular function: protein binding. The record is from RefSeq and is a predicted model, not a curated record.
AUGAGCAACUUCCUUCCCAUCCCAACCAAACGUGCAGAGCCUUUACCCGCUUUUUCAGGCCACAUUCUCACUUACAUUUCGCACCAUUUUCGCGAUGCUCACCCAGAGGCCUUUCGGAAAGACGUCGAUGUACUCGCUACGAUGAGGCGAGAGCUGGUGGAACCCAAAGCUGAGGCUCAUCCAGAAAUGACCAAGGGUCUCAUGAGAUAUUAUGCUCAACUGAGCUUUCUUGCCACCAAAUUCCCUUCAGAUAUCGGCCUCUCCUUCGCCUAUCAUCUCCCCUUUCCGCCCAUCUUCUCUUUGACGGCCGAGUCCACUGUCUCCCUUCCUUCCCUCACAUACGAAAGAGCUUCUGUACUCUUCAAUGUUGCCGCUCUCUACUCGAUAAUGGCCGCUUCAGAGCGUCGCGCGGAGGUCGAAGGGAUUCGGCGGGCUCUGGGCUACCUCUCGGCUGCGGCGGGUAUUUUCCACCAUCUGAUUCAGUCCAUUCUGCCUAUACUGAGGACUGAGAUUGGGUCGCCCCAUGCUGCAGGAUACGACAUGACAGAGUCAUUUCUCACCACCUUGCGAGAAUUCCUGCUCGCAGAAGCUCAAGAGUGUUUCUGGCAGCAGGCUGUACUUCAAGGUACAUAUAAAAAUUCGCUGAUAGGCAAGCUGUCGAUGAAAGUCUCGGAGUAUUACGGCUCGGCUCUCUCAGCUGCCAAUGCAGUUGAAUAUCCAUCGGCUGCCUAUUUCCCGGUGGGAUGGCUCAGUCAUAUCACAGUGAAACAGAUGCACUUUGAAGCUGCGGCUCAGUACAGAUUGAGUCAGGAUGAUCUGGAAAGUAGACGCUAUGGCCACGAGAUCACCAGGUUGAGGAUUGCUGAGGGAUUGGCCAAGAAGGGUUUGGAAGCCAGCAAGAAGGGUGUGGCAGAUGCGGUACUUUCCGACCUGAAGAACCUGUCAGCAGCUGUGAAGAGCAAUCUGGAGCGCGCCGACCGUGACAACAACUUGAUCUACAAUGACCCAAUCCCACCAGCAAACCAACUUCCUGCCCUCAAAGGCACAAGCAUGGUGAAGCUCUCUACUCCCCCAGAAGUCUCGGAUCCUGUCGCAUGGCUCAUGAACAACAAUGCAGGUAUGCCUCCGCUUUUCAGCGGAUUGGUCCCGUAUGGCGUUCACUUGGCUUUGAGCAUCUACGACGAUCGCAAAGAUACUGUGGUGAGGGAUCUGGAUGGUAAGAGGGAAGAAUUGGAUGGACUCGCUGCAAGCACUCUACAGUCUUUGAACCUCCCUGGAUCGAUCGAAGCCUUGGAAAGACCUAUAGGCUUACCUCCGUCAUUGAUGAAGAAGGCCGAAGAGGUUGAGGCGGCCGGUGGAACGGACAAAAUUCGUUCGCUGCUUGGAGAAGUGUCUAGGUUGGCAAAGACGAAUGCUAAGCUCCUCUCAGAGGCCAUGGAUAUAUUGGACCAAGAAGCUACCGAGAACGAGCAUCUUUUAACAUCCCAACCCCAUCUAAUCAGCAGUCGACAGCCUUCUCAUGAGGCCAAUCAGCGAUUGAUCGGUAUGGCCGAUCAGUACGAAAAGACUUUGAAGCAAGCGGCAGUUAGCGAUGCCACCGUUGUGUCAAAAUGGGAAGAAUUUUCAGAAGUUAUAGAGGUGUUGGCAGGUGGCGAGGAGGAAUUACGUUCAUACAUUCCAUCAACCGCCCGGUCCUCUUCGUCGUCCUUGCCAACAUCUGUGCGGCCACUACGCGCCUCUCUUGAAGAACUCGACGAUCGUAUGUCGAAUCGGGCAAGAAUUGUGGCGGAGGCAAAACAUAUCGCCAGUGGGGAUGAUGUCCGAGCGGCUGUACUCACAGAAGCCACCCGCUUAGCACAUGGUGGAAGUGGAGACGUCAAGACCGAAUGGUUUGAGGACAUUUUUGAACGAAAUCUGGGCAAGUAUGAUAAGUUUAAGGAUGAAAUGGAGAAAGAGGCGGCAUUCCAGGAAGCUCUGCUGGGCCGAAUACGUGAGCAGAAUGAAGCCUUCCUGGCUGAGAGGAAACAAGAUCCAAUGAUCAAAGAUCGUGAACGCGCCUUGCAAGAGAUCGAUGGGGCGUAUUGGAAAUGGAGGGAGAUCGUGGAUAAUGCUCAAGAAGGUAUCAAAUUUUACAAUUCUUUGAGUGACAUGUUACACGCCUUCAAAGGAUCCUGCGGGCAAUUUUUGAAUUCGAGACGGGCUGAUGUGGGAGCAAUAACCACUCAAUUCCAAAACACUCAUAUUGACUCCUUACCACGUACGACUGCAUCUCAACCCCUCCCUCCUCCACCUCCAAAACAAGUAACUUUCGCCCUCUCUCAUCCCAACUCCGGUCAGUGGACAUCAGGCGCAGAUUUACUUCCUCCACCCCCACCGCAACCGAUAUUACGUUCAGGAGGUGUACCUCAGGCCGCUCAAUCAGUAGAUAGUCCAAGAAGAAUGACAAGGAGUCAAGCUGCCGCUGCUGUCUCAUGUAUGCAACCGAAGACGGAGAGUCCCCCUAUCGGGGAUCGAGGGGCGAAUCCAUAUAAACGUGGAGGGCGACGUGGAGGAGAAGGUGUCAUUUGA